AUGGCAUCGCAAAAGGAAUUCGAGAAUCAAAUAUUGCUGAAGCACGGAACCGGUGAUGGUACUGAUAAUGCAUGCACGCCGUGUCUUCAAGAUGGUGGAAAACGAAUUAUGUCCGUUGUUUUCUGUCUAGAAUGUGCAGAACAUUUGUGUAUAAGCUGUCGUCAACAUCACCGAAACUUAAAACUUACAAGUACACAUCAUUUGCUUGAGAUCGAAGACGGAAAUGUGGCUGACGCAAAUAACAAAAUGACAGAAUCUUGCCCCGAGCAUCCGGGAAGGUGUAUUGAGUAUAUAUGCGAAAGCCACCAAACGUUAUGCUGCAAAACGUGCAGAGAUAUUAGUCACCUUGGAUGUGUUAGUGUUAGACGUGUCUUAGACGAAGCCAGCAGGUUUGUGGAAAGUGGUGAAAUUUCUAAAGUAGAAGAAUGUUUGAAAAGUUUAAAAACUCAACUGGCUAAUCAAAUUCAAACUAAACGGAAGCAUACUGUCAAUGUAUCAACUCAAGUUGCAGAGGCACUGAGUCGAAUUAAGACAGAAACAACUAAAGCCGUUGAAAGAAUAAACAAACUUGCUGAAGAAGCGGACAGCGCUAUAAAAACGAAAAGUUCAGACGUAACAAACCGACUUCAAAAUGAAAUGGAAACAAUUCAAAAUGUACUGGAAACGUUAAAUGUUUCCGAAAAAGUUCUGAACACCGUAAAGCAAAACGCGAGAGAGCCUCAGGUUUAUAUAGCUUUCAAGAAGGCUGACUAUCAACUGAAAAAAUACUCUUCGUAUGCUGAUGAAAUAGAGACGAAUAUGAAAGAGCCAAAUGUUCAUUUUGAAUUUGACAACACAUUUCUAUUGAUAAAAGGCAAAUUAACUACAGUGGGAAAUUUCAAGGUCGGCAGGAGCGAACCGCUUGAAAAACAAUUGCAGAAACAGAGUUCAGUGACAUUAUAUGUAGAUACCAGUAAACGACAUUUUAAACGGUUAUCCUCCACACCGUCAGUAGUUUCAAAAAGAAAAAAGGCAAUUCCGGUUGGAGGUCAUUCCGUGCGUAUUCCUGGUGAUAAGACCACGUGUCAUGUUACCGGAAGUGAAAUUUUACAGGAUGGCCGAAUUCUUCUGGCUGAUCACCACAACAAGAGUAUAAAGCUUUUCAACAAGAAUUGCAACUACAUAAAUCAUAUCAUCCUCACAUCUAGACCAAACGACAUUGCUGUGAUUGGUGAGAACGAAAUCGCAACAUCCCUAAUCGAUGAGAAUGUUAUACAGAUUUUAACAGUUGACAAUCUUCUUUGUUUGUCUAGGCGUAUAGAGACAACUUUUCCUUACUACGGCCUAGCAUGUGAUGGGGAACAACUCUAUGGGUCAACAACAAUCAAAGAUGGUGCAGGAGAAAUACACGCACUGAAUUUGGCAGGAAAGUUCCUAGGCUCCUUCUCGCAUAUCAACGAGCAAGUUGACCUUAUUCGCCCAUCAAAAAUCUGUAUCGAUAAAAACAAACAUUUUCUAUAUAUAAAUGACCUUGGAAGAAACAGUUUGUUUUGUGUGGACAUUUCGUUGGGGGUAACACAGUGUAAUGAAGUGUUUACUUAUACUGAUAGAAAUCUCGAACUUAGAAGCGGCCUUGCCAUAGAUACGGACGGGGAUGUUUAUAUUUCUAGCGGAAAUAUGACAGUUCAUCAAAUAUCUUCCGAUGGAAUAAAAGUUCACGAGCUUUUAACGUCAGCAGAUGGCUUAGGGCUUCCACAUUGUCUAGCUUUUUCAGCGAGAGAUAAUCAUCUUCUCGUGUCCGAAUUUAAAGAAAAUAGUUUCAAAUUGUUUGCUUUGAGAUAA
Molecule: messenger RNA, 1821 nt
Organism: Mercenaria mercenaria
Lineage: Eukaryota; Metazoa; Mollusca; Bivalvia; Venerida; Veneridae
Exons: 1
Coding region: 1-1821 (606 amino acids)
Biological process (GO): positive regulation of DNA-templated transcription
Cellular component (GO): chromatin; nucleoplasm
Molecular function (GO): zinc ion binding; ubiquitin-protein transferase activity
Source: RefSeq, a predicted model, not a curated record